Messenger RNA from Tachysurus vachellii, 1475 nucleotides. It is a transcript of the gene mrgbp, whose product is annotated as MRG/MORF4L binding protein. NCBI's taxonomy places the organism in Eukaryota, Metazoa, Chordata, Actinopteri, Siluriformes, Bagridae. Gene Ontology annotation, biological process: regulation of transcription by RNA polymerase II. The coding region runs from base 60 to 692 and encodes 210 amino acids. The transcript has 5 exons. The record is from RefSeq and is a predicted model, not a curated record. Gene Ontology annotation, cellular component: nucleus; NuA4 histone acetyltransferase complex.
CCAAAACCAUAAACUCGUCUAGUAGAAGAAGAAAGGCCAAAAGACGCUUGAAUAGAAACAUGGGAGAAGCUGAAUUAGUGUCAGCAGACGAAAAACAAGUGGAUUCAGAAUCCUGUGCUGCCGAUGAGUCAGUGGUAUGGAGUCAAGAGGUGGAAGUGUGUCUGUUUCACGCCAUGUUGGGUCACAAACCAGUCGGGGUCAAUCGUCAUUUCCACAUGAUUUGCAUACGUGACAAAUUUAGCCAAAACAUUGGAAGGCAGGUUUCAUCAAAGGUCAUCUGGGAUCACUUGGGAACAAUGUAUGACAUGCAGGCGCUGCACGAGUCUGAAAUCCUCCCUUUUCCAAACUCUGAAAAGAGCUUUGUCUUGCCUGAGGACAUAAUACAGGAGGUCAGAGAAGGGAAAGUCGGUUCAGAGGAUGAUAUAAAGGAAGAGUUUAAAGAAGAGCGUGAUCUUUCAGCCACUCAUGAAGAAGGCAGUAACUCUUCAGUAAAGAUGACCGAGCGCUCAAGCAGUGGCAGAGAGAAAGAGAAGGAGCGAGAGCGCGAAAGGGAGAAGGGGAACUCAGUUGAGUCAGGUGGUGGUUCUAAGGAGGCCGCCAGUGAGAAAAGGAAGCGAAAUCGGGCCACAGAAAAAACACUGAGCACCGGAAACCCAUCCAGCCCUGGCGGAGCCAAACGUCGCAGAACAUAGUGAAGGACAGCAGGGGACAUUUGGAGGAUCUAACUCAUAUGGACUUGAGAGGCUUACAUUAGAAGGCUUACAUUAGGCCAACCAUAGUCUCAGGCAUGAUUAAAGUGAUGUGUUGUGAUGCACUGUUUCUGUAUGAAUAGAUGGUUCUCUGUUUGAGCUUCUCCAGAAGCUUGGUGUAUGAGGGAACACACCAGUGCACACGUAUACACAGCUUCCUGAAGACUAACCAGGACUCCAAUAGAAAGUGUAAGCAAUGGUUUGAGAAGAUCUUAAAAGCUUCCAGGUUGUGGAUCAUAGUACAGGAAAAUGUACCUUACCCUGUUUUUUCCUGGAAAGUAAGUUUAGGUAGUAGUUUUAAUCUCCUUUUGUUCAAGUGACCUCAUGGAGUAAUUUCUGUACCUGAACAUGUUUGAUAGCAUUUUUUGAAAAUGACUGUGACUGCUAUGAUAGUUAGGGUGCUUAGUACUUACUUCUUAAUACACCUUGCAUAGUGAUUACUAUACAGUUCUUGUUUAAAAUGUUUCUGUCAUGACUUGCUUUGGAUUUUCAGGCUACAUGACGUGUGUAACCUAAGCAAGAUGGACUCAAGUUCCUGCAUAUCCAUUAGGUUUUUUUUUUUUUUUUUUUUUUUUUUUUUUUCUUUUUUUUUACAAUCAUCUUUUAUUAAAUUUCCAUUUUAACAAACAAAAAAGAUGUGAGCAAGCCUUAACUCAGGCUUAAUGUUGGUUUGUUGUUUCUUUUAUAAAAGAAUAAAUAUCAGCCUGUGCUGGUUAAUGCUUAGAA